Eublepharis macularius is the source of this 1837-nucleotide messenger RNA. It is a transcript of the gene KXD1, whose product is annotated as KxDL motif containing 1. The record is from RefSeq and is a predicted model, not a curated record. Bases 89 to 610 code for a protein of 173 amino acids. Gene Ontology annotation, cellular component: BORC complex. The transcript is spliced from 5 exons. NCBI's taxonomy places the organism in Eukaryota, Metazoa, Chordata, Lepidosauria, Squamata, Eublepharidae. Gene Ontology annotation, biological process: lysosome localization.
CCGCGCUCGCUCGCGGCAGGCUCCCGCUGCUCCGCCUCCCUCAAACGCCCGGCAUGUGAGCUGCGGCCGGCCAGGCCCGCUCAGUACGAUGGAGCCCUCUGCCUCUGGUGUUUUCUGCAGCCGGGUUCUCAGCAUGGUGAACUCAGAAGAUGUAAAUGCUAUCAUCCUGGCUCAAAAGAACAUGCUUGACCGAUUUGAGAAGACCAAUGAGAUGCUGUUGAACUUCAACAACCUGUCCUGUGUGCGAAUGCAGCAGAUGAACGAGCGCUUCCUCCACCAUACCCGGACCCUGGUGGAGAUGAAGAAAGACCUGGACAGCAUCUUCCGGAGAAUCAGGACACUGAAAGGGAAGCUAGCAAAACAGUAUCCAGAGGCCUUUAGCAAUAUCCACGAAUCUCCCAUUCUGGAAGACGACGACUUCGACCCCCUCCCCAAAAGUACUGCCACAACCAUUGCUACCUCGGAGCAGAGCACUGAAUCCUGCGACACCAGCCCCGACAUCAUCUCCCCCACCACAAGCCACGACUUCGAGGACCUUUCCCAAGGCCCGUACGACUCUCCGGCUGUGAACGGGCAGAGCAUCACAGACGACGACAAUGAGACGGACUAGACUGCUGGGGAACGCUCGCUGUGAUGGGCUUUUCCUCCCACCCGCCGUCAGGGCUGCAAACUGGAAUCCCUUUCCUCCUUCUCUGUAUCUCUGUGUUGUCUUGGCCAUUUAUUUCCGUGUCCAGGGAGAGAGGAGUCAGCGUGGGCACAGGGGCUUUCGCAUGAACUGUCGUCUCCCUGAUGAUGCUGAUCCCUCACAUGCCAAAUAAGCUAAAUGUGGGUUGAGUUUGUACAUUAGUGGAACCCCCAAAUAGCAGGGGAUGGCCAGCUGCAUUGCAAACUGCUUGCCCGAAGGGCUGCCUGCCAGGUUUGGGCCACCAGUAACUACCACAUUCCCAUUAGCGGGAUUUGUUUUGACUGCCCUUCAGACCAACAGUAAUUACGCUGUUUGCCCUCUUGCAUUUGCUGUAUCCAUACCUUAUCCCUCAGGCAAAAUGUAUGAAGCUGGUCUCUCAGAACUGCAGCCCUCAGUGGGUGGAGAGCAAGAAAGGGACAAUCCAAGGAAAUGGCUAGGAAACACACUGAGAAUGGGUAGCUUGGUCUUUUUUCAAGCCAUGCUCGUAUCCCCCUGGCUGUGCCUCCCUGGGGCACAAUUCAUUAGAAGCAGCUGAUGCCCGAGAUCCCCUUUGAAACAAGCCACAGCUCCUAUCCAUGUACAGGGCUUGUGCAGGUGAGGUUUCUGGUAGAUUGCACUAACAUAUUUCCGAAGGUAUCCCCCCACCCCCGCCGCCCUUUCCUACAGGCCUGCUAUCAGGGUGUAAGGCCUCUGUCACCUCCACUGCCGCUUCCUCUGUCUCACUGUAAAAGCGUGUCUUCUGUGCUGCUGGCCUCUACUGAUGCACGCUAUAGCUAAAAGAGGCUAUGCAUCAACGCAGUCUCCUUGCAGAAGACAGCUGACAGCCACGUAUCACCUGUUGCUUGUCACAUGUAACAAUUGGAUUGCUUUUUGUUCUGUUUCGAUCCCGUUUGUCGCCUUCUGUUUACAGCCCCACAAAAAGUGUCCACGUUCUUUGUCUGGUUUUUAGUUUUCCCCUCGCCCCCUUCUGCUGUGGUAUUAACAGUUCCUUUGCCAGAGUUCAGCACAGGAACGACAACAUUUUGCGUGUGGAGAGAGUGAGGCAACUACCCACCCUCGCUCUGAUGUAAUCUCAUGAGAUGCAAAAAUCAAAGAAGAAAUAUUUUUGUACCGCUACAAGUUUACAGAGAUUAAUAAAGAGGCGAUAACCCA